AUGGAUGAGAGUCGAGUCGAAGUCAAUCGACCUAAUCUGUCGCAAACUCAGAGAUCAAAUGUUGCGUACAGUCCGAGAGAAGGUAUUCCACCUGCCUCUUCUUCUGCCGAGUCUAAUGAAUCAGUUAAGGUACCGGUUAUAAAUAGAGAUAAGUGUUCCUAUUGUAAACGAUUUGGACAUAAUAAAGACGCUUGUGAGAAGUUGUCAUAUAAAAAUCAGCAAAGUAAAAAGGAGUCGAUACCCCAGUUGACUUGUUUUGGAUGUGGUGCACCGGGAGUGAUUCGGUCGAAUUGCGCCAUAUGUAAAGGGAAUAAACCCGUGGUGUCAACCAGUAGUGACUUUCAUUCGGUUUCAGCAAGUGUAGACUGUAUGGAUUCGCGUUUGCGCCCAGUGAUUAGUAUUGGAAUUUAUGGCGCUAGUGGUAAAGUUUUAGUAGACACUGGUGCAAAACAUUGUGUAGGAAGUGUUAGCCUUAGAUCCCUGUUAAUUAAGAAUAGACAUAAGUUAGAUACUGUUUAUACUGAACUUAAAUAUGCGGAUGGUCGUGCAUGUGCACAAAACGUUGAAGUGGCGCACGUCCGCGUAACCUUGAGAGGGAUAACGUUAGGUGUGGAUUUUAUUAUGCUUCCUAACGCGACGGAAAGUUUAUUAGGUAUGAAUUUUAUACAAGACAUUGGCAUGGUUUUAGAUUUUCAGCGCGGUAUUUGGUUUUUGAGAGGUGAUAAGACGCCCCAACCCAUUGAAUAUGAGUGUAAGUCUUUGCCGCCUAUCAAUUGCUCUUCUGUAGGUCUUCGCGAUGACGAAGGUUCCCACCUUAGCUUAGGGCAACGGCAGCGGCUCUCCGAUCUCCUGAAUGUCCAUGAAGACAUUUUUACUCCAGGGGGAGGACCGACUUCAUUUGCUAUGCACCGUAUAGAUACAGGGGAUGCGGCGCCAGUAACGAGCCCUCCGUACCGUGUUUCACCGUCCAAAAGGGAAAUAAUACGUAAAGAAAUAGAAACCAUGCUUGAAGAUGGCAUUAUCGAAGAUGCGGAGUCCGAGUGGGCAUCGCCCGUGGUGUUAAUACCCAAGAAAAACGGUGAGGUGAGAUUUUGCGUAGAUUACCGUAAAUUAAACAAUGUAACACGUACUGAUAAGUACCCUCUUCCCGUAAUCGACGAAUUAUUGCAGAGUACUAAAGCGGACUGCAUAAUGUCUACUAUAGAUUUGAAGGCAGGGUAUUGGCAGACUAUGGUUGCUCCAGAGGAUCGCCAUAAGACGGCUUUCACAACUCCGUUUGGGACCUUUCAAUUUCGCCGCAUGCCUUUUGGCUUGAAGAAUGCUCCGGCGACGUUCCAACGUCUAAUAGACCGGAUGCGGUCUGGCCUUACUAAUAUCUGUGUAUUGGCCUAUCUGGAUGACAUUUUGGUGAUCUCGCCAAAUUUGGAUCAGCACCUACGUGAUCUUCAACAGGUGUUUGAUCGUCUUCGUCUGUUUAAUCUGAAAGCAAACAGAAGUAAGUGUGUUUUUGCUAGAGACAGGGUUAAUUAUCUGGGGCAUGUUGUUUCUUCACAUGGUAUUGAGCCCGACCCGCAGAAGGUUGAAGCCGUGAACAGCAUGAAGCCUCCAAGUAACGUUAGAGAGUUAAAAACGUUUUUACAAACCUGUUCUUGGUUCCGCAAGUUCAUCCCGCAGUUUUCGGAUGUAGCGCGAUGUCUCACAGAUUUGACAAAGAAGACUAGACGCUGGCAAUGGGGGGAGACCCGGAGUUGGGAAGUUGGCGGUGUUUCACCCUCGUGCCUCGGAGAGCACGUAAAGCCGUCGGUCCUGCACCUUAACUCUCACUGGUCGUGUCGAGUGGUCGUCCCACCAGAGUAUGAGAGUGACAGGAAUAGAAAGUGCACUUGUGUCUUGUCCAAGCAGGCAACUUAUGUCAACAAUCAAACACAGCAA
Molecule: messenger RNA, 1932 nt
Organism: Brenthis ino (lesser marbled fritillary)
Lineage: Eukaryota; Metazoa; Arthropoda; Insecta; Lepidoptera; Nymphalidae
Source: the annotation of a GenBank genome assembly